AUGCAUACUCCAGGGGCGGACUCACCGGCGAGCACACCCUCACUGCCUAGUGGUACCCCGGAGGGCACUCCGCCGUCUAUGACUAUGAUGGCUGAGCUGGCGACGUUGAGGCAGCAGUAUGAAGCGAUCAAGGAUGAGCUGAAGGAUAAGAAUGAGGAGCUCAGGACUUUACGAGGAUUUGUAAAUGAAGCGCGGCGGAAGGCACGGACACCGGCUAAGCUGAAUCGGAGGGCGGCUGGGGAUCUUCUCAAUACUAGCGGUUCAUGCCUUCCAGACACCCCUGGUCGGUAUGCUGGGAUGCCCUCGCCCCCGGCAGAGCUCAGAGCCAUCGCUCCGACACCUCUGAGGGCUCCACAUCCAACCGGUUCACCACCUGUUACUCCUAAAGGGAUACCUCCUUUGCCGUUGGGUAAGCUGGGCCUUAUUGGAAAGACGUCUGCGGGCCCUGUGUCGGGUAAAGCACUGCCGCCUCCUCCACCUAAGACUUCCCCGAUACUCACAUGCCUUCCGCCAAGGACCUCUCCUAAGUCAGCCAAAGGAUCCCCUCCGCCGACCUGCAUGAACGUGGCUUCUCUUGGUAAGGCGUCUCCUCCCCCACCUUUGCCCACCGGCAGGGGUAUACCUCCCUUGGCGGGCCCUAAGGUAUCUGAGGCUUGCUGGUUCAUGGGACCUCCGCCACGUGUACCUACGAAUCUUAGUGGGCCUAAGAGCGUCCCGAAGGCUAGAGUGCCCAAUCCCUAUGUAGCCCUGCAUAUAAAAGGGGUGGACAUCACCAAAGCUAAGGGGAAGAGAGCGACUGCUUGUAGCGUAUCGACACCGAGAGCCGGAGGGGCUGGCAGCACGGACUCGGGGACGGACACUCCUCUCAGUUGUGAUAGCUCCUUCAUCCAGGCGGCCCAACUUGAACACGCUCAUGAUGAGCCUCUACUACAGUACUUUACGAGGUAUGGUAGCCGGCCUCGGGACUUUACCAUGUCCGAGUGCGGUACCCCUAGGAGCUGCGCAUCUGAUGCCGAUACUAGCACGAAGUCUCUGCUGCCUGUGAUGCCUCCUGACUGCAUUAUAUCUCGCCAAGUGGGAGCUCAGAAGAUAUGGAAGAGGGUGGACUCCAAGUUCCUGACGAGGCUCUUCAAGAAAAAGGAAGUCAUCAGAGAUCUGGCACAGAAGGCUGCUGCUACUGGCAAGGAGCUUGAGAAUCCUCUCGGGACACCAAACAAGCCUCUGACGGUGUUCGGUACGAAGGAGCAUAGGCUGAUUGGCAUCGUAGCACAGAAGGUGUUCAUGCAGAUGGAGCCACCACCAGCAGGCGCCAAGCUCAAGAGCCGUAGCGAACAAGCUGCCAGUUACCGCAAUCUUCUGCUGCGCUGUGACGACUCAGUGUGGCAGGAGGACCAGCUGGGUCCGGUCGAAAGUCUACUGCGUGAUCUGAUGAUCUUCCUGAGCGGCUUUGAGGAAGAAUUCCGAGCCAUUGAGGUUAACCUCACUACCAUGUACCGAGCGCUGGAGGUGAUGUACGAUUUGCUCGACAAGUUCGCGUUGGUCCUUCAACUCUGCGUCAACUUUGCUAAUGCUCUCAAUCCGGGCGGCCGUCAGAUCGACAUGUUCCAGCUGGGCGCCUUCAGCAAGUUCUAUGAGCUCAAAUGCACUGAGAAUCCGCGGGUCAGCUGCCUGCAUUGUGUGAUAGCCUUGAUGUCAGAGGAAGAUGUGAAGGCCUUGCUUGAUAGGGUCGUGAUUCGGUGCAUCGAGCGGGCGGCAGAGCUGAGGGCAUAUCGAACGGUGGAUGAUGUCCGGGAAUUGACGGACUCCUUUCAUGAUAUCGAGCAUGCUUUGGAGAAGGAGCGGGAGAGGGAGAAGAAGCGAAGGCUCACCUCGAUGGUUGCCGAGCCUCAGACGGUGGAUGACUGUGCUGAGACCGAGGAUGGACCUCUGGAUACGUUCCACACUCACUUGGCUGAGUUUUAUCGGGACAAGAUCGCGGAGAGCCAGUGGCUGUUCGACUACGGCCUCAACGUUUACGCCAGUUACCGUAAUCUGUGUAUGACGUUUGUGGACUAUGACUCGGUGUGGCCACCACCGAAGGAGCGGGGACCGGACUCUAAGGAUCUCUUUGAGGUGUGUCGAGACAUGCUCACGCUCAUAGCUAAGGUGGAGCAAGAUAUACAUAAACUAAAGCUGCGAGAGCAAUUCCAGGAGCAGUACCCGACCCCGACCGAUCUAGCUGCGGGCACGAUCGAGCGGGGCCAGGUGUCGAGUCCCAUCUGCAUCACUCCUCCUAUUGCCCCCUCUACCCCAAGCACUAUCGUGUCCGAUGGAGUGGCCUCGAAGGCGUUGCCUAAUAUGCGUCCUAUUUCCCGCUUCCUUGGGUCAGCUCGGGAGAAGGAGAAUAUUAGCGCCAACAUCUCUGCACCGGAGCCCGAGAGGGUAUCCAAGGACAGUGCGAUCUCGAGUGGCGAUUCUGAGAAGAUUUCUCGUUUCCCGAACUUCUCUCACCUGAAUAGCCCACCACCGAGUCCUCCGAGUCAAGAGCUAGUACCUCCGCCUGCUGCUGCUACUGCUGAUACCUUCCCGGUGUCGUGGGCGUCUGCGGAAUCAACCUCUGGGAAGGUCUCGGACCUCCCACCGCAGCCGCCAUUGAUACCAGCGUUACUCCUGGCGCCGGCUGACCAGGCCGAUGUUUCGGUCGAGUCGUCUAAUGGGCCCGUUACUGACGAUGAUGUAGCCACGCAUCCGACUAACAGGUUCCGUGAGGUCCUGCGGGAGAGGCCUCCAUCGAUAUUGACAGAGAAUGAGGCGGUUGAUGGCAGCAGCAUGUCAGAGCUGGACCAGUCGUCAAUGUCUGUGUCCUCAGCCCGUAGCACUCUAUCUGUCAAGUCAACUAGAGUGUCGGGCUCCCAGGACUUCCGUCCUCCUCCUAUUAGCAGUAAUGGUGGUGUUAGCAAACGGCAGACGUCUAAGCAUGGAUCUGAGUCUCGAGAGGCUGAGAGGCUUAGGAGACGAUUAGAAUCGAGGAAGAGCAUGACCAAUUCAGUGGCCCGAAUUCUCAAAAGGAAGAACCCACAGUUGGAGGAGAGCAUCUUGCCCGACAGUGAGGAGGAAGACUUCGGCUCCGGACGUCUCGCCAGUGUCCUCAAUGGCAUCCUCGUUAUGCGGGCGUCGGAGUAG
Perkinsus marinus ATCC 50983 is the source of this 3162-nucleotide messenger RNA. RefSeq lists its product as hypothetical. The coding region runs from base 1 to 3162 and encodes 1053 amino acids. NCBI's taxonomy places the organism in Eukaryota, Perkinsozoa, Perkinsida, Perkinsidae. The transcript has 28 exons. The record is from RefSeq and is a predicted model, not a curated record.